This is a messenger RNA of Trichoderma virens Gv29-8, 948 nucleotides long. RefSeq lists its product as uncharacterized. The coding region runs from base 1 to 948 and encodes 315 amino acids. Lineage: Eukaryota; Fungi; Ascomycota; Sordariomycetes; Hypocreales; Hypocreaceae. The record is from RefSeq and is a predicted model, not a curated record. Gene Ontology annotation, molecular function: acyltransferase activity, transferring groups other than amino-acyl groups. The transcript has 4 exons.
AUGGCCGGUCACGCAGUUUCAUUCAGUUCCGUGCCAGAGAAGCUGGUAGAGCUGCUGACUCUUGACCUGCCGUAUUCUUUACCUCUGUUAAGGCGGCUGCAGUCUACAAAGUUCAAUCAUGGAACUUCGGCUCAUGCACGCAUCGUCUUUGUCUCUGAUACUGCAUUGUCCCCCCAGGAGCAGCUGGACCAGAACCAAUUCAAGACAUACUCCGCGGCGUAUUUAGAUUUCUCUAAAGAGGAAACUCAAAUGUACAUCUACUCGAAUCUGGAACACCAGCGCAACAGAGACGAUGCCAGUAACAGACAUCUCUACGAGCUGCAAUUGGCGGAAAUGGUGGACGAAGUCGUCCGGCUGCGCAAUGAAUACAAGCAAGAGUUACUCUUCACGGAUCCAGACCGCAUCCUGAUAGGAUCCCUGCACUCGGACGUUCGAUCGAUCCUGGAAAAAUUCGAGGGCCGUGUUGAGUCCCGGCCCUCCGGCCUUUAUGAUAAAUGGCUCAUGAGGAGGGAAGAGCUGCCUCUCUUGGACGAGACUCUUCCCUCCGGCAUGUAUUGGGACAGCGCCACCCUCGAUGAUUGCCGGCUGGUUGUAUCCCGAACUGAUAUCCCCCGUACUGCUCAAACACUUGUUAACCUUCCGAAUCUGAUGGUUAAACGAAAGGAUAAGACGCCAAUCGCGUGGGCACUGCUGGGUACUGAUGGAUCCCUAAUCAGCGUGCAUGUAGAAGAACCUUAUAGACGACAGGGCUUAGCUAAAAAGCUAGCCACGAAGCUACUGCGAGAAAAGUCCUCCCAGUUUGGAGACGAUGGCUGGCUCUGUGCUGAUGUCAGUCCCUCAAACGUGAGCAGCCGGGCCAUGUGCAAGUCGCUCAAUGGAAAGCCUGACUGGGUAGUUUCUUGGAUUUGUCUAAUCCUGUCCGAGACUGGGGUGACUGAAAAGGCCUAG